AUGGAAUUAGUGAACGUGAUUGUAGAUGAUGAGCCAAGUGAAAGGAAGAAGACCAAUCUGAGUGAAGAUGAUGAUGAUGCAGAUGUUCCAGUCGAUGUUCCAGCAGUUGAUCUCGACUAUGAUUCUGAGACAAAUGUCCAGGAGAUCUUGUCUUCUGAGAAGAAGAAGUAUGCAGGAAAACGCAUUCGUCAGAAUGUUCCUGCUGUUCCUAUUGAUCAUGUGUCAUUCCAUGCUGAAGAAAAUGUUCAGAAGUGGAAGUUUGUGUGUCAACGCAUAAUUGCCAAGGAAAAGGAAGUUGGCUCUGAUUUGCUUGAGUGCAAGGAAAUGGUGGCACUCAUUGAGAAGGCUGAGCUGAUGAAGACCAUUCUCAAAGUUGGGAGACGUUAUGAAAGGCUGGUGAAGGAGUUUUUGGUGAAUCUUUCUGUGGAAGUGGGACUUCCUGAGAGUUUUGAGUUCAGAAAUGUUUAUGUCAGGGCUAAGUGUGUUGAGUUCUCUCCUGCUGUGAUCAACAAAGCACUUGGAAGAAGUGUUGUUGAGUUUGUUGAUGAGGAACUGUCAUUGGAUGUGAUUGUCAAGGAACUUACUGCUGGCCAAGUCAAGAAGAGACCUUUCAAGAAGUUGUUGUCCACUGAGAAUCUCAGUGUGAAGUAUGCAAUCCUUAACAAGAUUGGAGCUACUUUGAAACAUGCCUACACUUGUGUUGUGAAGCUGCCAAUCUCAUUUCCAUCUCUUCUUACAGAGAUCAUCCUUCAACAGCAUCCUCAGAUUCUAAGGGCUGAUGAAGUUGUUAUGUCCAAGGGUGUGCCAAUCACCUUGGAUCAUCGUUUGUUCUUGGAGUCGCAUGUUCCAGACAUUGCUAUGCCAUCCAGCAGGACAUAUGUCCCUGCUCCUAUGACCGAGUCUGGCACCAAGGCCAUUAUUGCUCAAGAGGCAGAUGGCCAAGGGGGUGAGCCAAGUGUUGCUGCUACUGCUGCCCAGGAUGCUAGCACUGAAGAAGAGGGAGAAUCUGAAGAGAGUGAAGAUGACACUAGGGAGGAAUCUAGUUCUGAAGAAUAUUUUUUGUGUGAUUUUGCUGCUAUUUCUUUGUUUUGGUUGUAUUUGUGCGCCAUUUGCCAAAUUUGUGUUAAAAAGGGGGAGUAG
Lotus japonicus is the source of this 1140-nucleotide messenger RNA. RefSeq lists its product as uncharacterized. NCBI's taxonomy places the organism in Eukaryota, Viridiplantae, Streptophyta, Magnoliopsida, Fabales, Fabaceae. The transcript has 3 exons. The record is from RefSeq and is a predicted model, not a curated record. Bases 1 to 1140 code for a protein of 379 amino acids.